AUGCAGGUCCCCAAAUCAGCAAACCUAAUAACUUCGUCCCCCGCGCCAGGAGUACUCCUCGUCCUCAUCAAUCGACCAAAAAAACUCAACUCUCUUUCCCAACAGGACAGCCGCGACCUCGACGCCGUUUUCCAGUGGUUCGACAACGAGCCCGCUCUCCGUGUCGCUAUCAUCAGCGGCGUGGGACGCGCUUUUUGUGCGGGGGCCGACCUUAACGAAUGGAUGAAAACCGCCCAAACCGGGCACAGACUCCAACUCCCCCCAACCGGCUUCGGAGGCAUCUCGCAGCGCCAGGGGAAGAAGCCCAUCAUCGCCGCCGUUAAUGGGAUAGCGUACGGCGGGGGCUGCGAGAUGGCCGUGAACUGCGACCUUGUUAUCGCAUGCGUCUCUGCAACAUUCGCCCUCCCGGAGGUGAAACGCGGUGUGACGGCACUGGCGGGCGUGUUGCCCCGGAUUGUGAGGACUGCUGGACGGCAGCGGGCGACGGAGUUUGCGCUGACCGGGAGGGCUGUGAGUGCGGAGGAAUUUGAGAAAUGGGGGAUCUGUAAUGAGGUUGUUGGGGAGGGGAGGGAUGUGGUUGGCGUGGCGGUGGAGUAUGCAAAGGCGAUUGCGGCCAACAGUCCCGACGCGGUGAUUGUUACAAGGGAAGGGCUGAAGCUGGGAUGGGAGGCGCUGGGGGUUGAUGAGGCGAGUCGGUUGUUUGAAGCUCGUUGGAGUGCGACGCUGUAUGAAGGGCCGAAUCUGGUCGAGGGACUGCGGGCGUUCGCUGAGAAGAGAGAGCCGCGAUGGCACAGCAAGCUCUAG
This is a messenger RNA of Aspergillus puulaauensis, 804 nucleotides long. Its product is annotated as enoyl-CoA hydratase/isomerase family protein. The record is from RefSeq and is a predicted model, not a curated record. Gene Ontology annotation, molecular function: enoyl-CoA hydratase activity. The coding region runs from base 1 to 804 and encodes 267 amino acids. Gene Ontology annotation, cellular component: mitochondrion. Gene Ontology annotation, biological process: fatty acid beta-oxidation. The transcript is spliced from 2 exons. NCBI's taxonomy places the organism in Eukaryota, Fungi, Ascomycota, Eurotiomycetes, Eurotiales, Aspergillaceae.